Molecule: messenger RNA, 1969 nt
Organism: Sorghum bicolor (sorghum)
Lineage: Eukaryota; Viridiplantae; Streptophyta; Magnoliopsida; Poales; Poaceae
Product: cytochrome P450 709B2
Exons: 2
Coding region: 187-1725 (512 amino acids)
Molecular function (GO): heme binding; monooxygenase activity; iron ion binding
Source: RefSeq, a predicted model, not a curated record
CUAGGCACUAGCCUCAGCAUCCAUUCCACACAAACAACCUCACCUCCAAUUCGAGUGUCAGCGGCAAAACCAGCUUUGUUUAGCGAGAAAACACAAAGCCAUCUAGCAGAAGAUUUCCUACUCGGCCGCACGUGCAGACCCCAUCGAUCUGACUGAGAGGCAGCGCCUCGGCAGUGACCGCGAGCCAUGGAUCUGGCGUGGAUGGUGGCGGCGGCCGUCGCGUCGGUGCUGGCGUCGUGGGCGUUCAACGCGCUGGUGCACCUCGUCUGGCGCCCCUACGCCAUCACCCGGAGCCUCCGCGCGCAGGGCGUCCGCGGGCCGGACUACAGGUUCUUCACCGGGAGCCUCGGCGAGAUCAAGCGGCUCCGCGCCGAGGGCGCCGCCGUCACGCUGGACGUCGACGACCAUGACUUCAUCCCCAUGGUGCAGCCGCAUCUGCGCAAGUGGAUCGCGCUCUACGGACGGACGUUCGUGUACUGGACCGGCGCGAGGCCGAACGUGUGCGUGGCGGACGUCAACGUGGUCAGGCAGGUGCUCUUCGACCGCACCGGCCUCUACCCCAAGAACCUCAUGAACCCGCACGUCUCCCGCCUCCUCGGCAAGGGCUUCGUCCUCACCGACGGCGACGACUGGAAGCGCCACCGCAAGGUCGUGCACCCGGCUUUCAACAUGGACAAGCUCAAGAUGAUGACGGUCACCAUGUCCGACUGUGCUCGCUCCAUGAUGUCCGAGUGGGAGGCACAGCUCGCGAAGGGCGGUGAAGUGGAGGUCGAGCUGAGCAGCCGGUUCGAGGAGCUCACCGCCGAUGUCAUCUCGCACACUGCGUUCGGGAGCAGCUACAACGAGGGGAAACAGGUGUUUCUGGCGCAGAGGGAGCUCCAGUACAUCGCCUUCUCGACCGUUUUCAAUGUCCAGAUCCCGGUGUUCAGGUACCUUCCAACCGAGAAGAACCUCAAGACACGGAAGCUGGACAGGCAGGUGAGGGGCAUGCUCAUGGACAUCAUCAAGACCCGCCUCGCCAGCAAGGACACCGCCGGCUACGGGAACGACCUGCUCGGGCUCAUGCUGGAGGCGUGCGCGCCGGAGCACGGCGAGACGCCGGUGCUGAGCAUGGACGAGAUCAUCGACGAGUGCAAGACAUUCUUCUUCGCCGGGCACGACACCACGUCGCACUUGCUCACCUGGGCCUCGUUCCUUCUGAGCACGCACCCGGAGUGGCAGGACAGGCUCCGGGAGGAGGUCCGGCGGGAGUGCGGCGACGAGGUCCCCACCGGCGACGCGCUCAACAAGUUGAAGCUCGUCAACAUGUUCCUCCUGGAGACGCUGCGGCUGUACGGCCCGGUGUCCCUGAUCCAGAGGAAGGCGGGAUCGGACCUCGAUCUUGGCGGCAUCCGGGUACCCGAGGGCGCGAUCCUGACCAUCCCAAUCGCGACGAUCCACCGCGACAAGGAGGUCUGGGGCGACGACGCCGGCGAGUUCAAGCCGGAGAGGUUCGAGAACGGGGUGACGAGGGCGGCCAAGCACCCCAAUGCGCUGCUGUCCUUCUCCAGCGGGCCAAGGUCGUGCAUCGGUCAGAACUUCGCGAUGAUCGAGGCUAAGGCUGUGGUCGCCAUGAUCCUGCAGAGGUUCGCGCUCGAGCUGUCCCCCAAAUACGUCCACGCGCCCAUGGACGUGAUCACCCUGCGCCCAAGGCACGGGCUCCCCAUGCUCCUCAAGCGCCUGUAGGUUUGAUGGUGCGCUCACGAUGUGACAUAGGAAUACUGUAUUUGUUUGUUAUAUUUCCUUUCCUUUUGCUACUUGUAUCAAUGUACCCUACAUAAUGUAUGCCCCACUUUUUUCUGUCUUGGUGUAUGGUAUACACCAAUUCCACCAUAUAUGUAAAUGUUUAGCUAGAUUCAGAUACCUGUAAUUUUUAUUUUAUUUUUACUUUUUUACUCGUCUAAUAAAAAUCCGGUAAAUUUCUUUGCCA